Messenger RNA from Labeo rohita (rohu), 4590 nucleotides. RefSeq names its product membrane-associated ring finger (C3HC4) 8 (gene marchf8). Bases 348 to 2090 code for a protein of 580 amino acids. Lineage: Eukaryota; Metazoa; Chordata; Actinopteri; Cypriniformes; Cyprinidae. Gene Ontology annotation, cellular component: late endosome membrane; cytoplasm; lysosome. Gene Ontology annotation, biological process: protein polyubiquitination; immune response; antigen processing and presentation of peptide antigen via MHC class II. Gene Ontology annotation, molecular function: ubiquitin protein ligase activity; zinc ion binding; MHC protein binding. The record is from RefSeq and is a predicted model, not a curated record. The transcript has 10 exons.
GCAAAAACAAAAAAGUUCUUGCUCGUUUCUAAAUAGAAUUUGAACAAUGAUUUAUAACCCCACACCACUGGAUCAGCUGUGUAUAUAAAUUAUUAGCACUGGAGUAGUCGAUAGUACGCGCAUGCCCUCUCCGAUUUAUUUUCUUUAUCAGCCCGAUUUUCCACCCCGAACGCGGAAGUCGGUGGACAUGACGCACGCUGAUCAGAUGGGGACUGUGAAAUAAAAACAAAAACAUCGUUUGUAUAGAUUGGGGAAGACGAGGUUUGGAUUAGUGGUUCUUUCCAUCAUGCCGGUGCUGGUGGACAGGCUUCAGCUUCAGAGAGUGUGAGCUCCACUGAACUGCGGGGAUGAACAUGCCAUUGCACCAAAUCUCUGUCAUCCCUCGUGAUGUCACUUCCUCCCGGGUGUCCAGCAGCGGGAAGGCAAAGGAAAAGGACAAACAGAAUGAGAAACCGCUUGGUCAUUCUGCAAGCAGGUCCAGCAACAUUUCAAAGGCCGGGAGUCCGACCUCUGUGAACGCGCCCUGCGGUUUCCCCAGGACUUCAGUGACGCCUUCUAACCAGGAUAUAUGCAGUUCUAAUGACCUCGCUCAGGACCUGGGCUCACAGAGGCCCUUACAGGCCACUGUAGUGCUGUUGAGCUCUAAUGGUAAAAGCGCAGCGUCUCAGGGUGUCACCAUGACCACGCUCUGCCUGGACUCCCCCGCCAAACCCAAAAAUAGGACCUUGUUUGGCACAGAAUGGCUCUCCCUACUCAGACCAUCAGUCAAUUUGAAACCAGAAGGAGGCAGUCUCAAGUUCUCAAAGUCUCUGAAUGACGUGGGACAGAAGAUGGACAGCCUGUGCAGCGGUCUUCACUUUAUAGACCGCACGUGUUCAGAUGGGGAGCUAGGAGGGGAGAAGGAACAACUCAUGCAAGACGGCCACAUCAAAGCCCUCAACGGUCAAGUCAGCUCUCCUCCUCCGUUUGCUUCCCAGCCUCCUUGCUUCCUCAACAACUAUAAAUACAUCUCUAACCCAGGGCCUGAGCACUGCCUGGCUCCCCCUGCUCCUUCCCAUUCAGACCUUCAAAGAAGCUCCAACUUCCUGCGCCUCAUCUUCCCGUUCGCCCGCUCGUCCACCGCAGGAAGCCUGCAGGCAUCUGAGAUGGGAAGCUACGCUUCAAGACUUCACAUCACCAAAUCAUCCAGCGCCAUGCUGGACGUCAGCGAGUCCUGCUGUAUGGAGGAGAUUGGAGACGACGAGGUGUUCGAGGAUGAAUCUUCCCGCUGGAAGCUGAAGAUGGAGGGCUUGCGGGCUCCUCUUUGCUCCCUUGAGGAGGACAGCGACCUGGAUCAAUGCUGCUCUCCGGUGUCUGAGAAAAACGGGCCACUGUCGCCCUACUCCCUCUCAGGGGACUGCUGCAGGAUUUGUCACUGUGAGGGGGAUGAUGAGAGUCCGCUGAUAACACCCUGUCACUGCACUGGGAGUUUGCGGUUUGUCCAUCAGGCCUGUCUGCAGCAGUGGAUCAAGAGCUCAGACACACGCUGCUGCGAGCUCUGCAAGUACGACUUCAUCAUGGAGACCAAGCUCAAGCCACUCCGCAAGUGGGAGAAGCUUCAGAUGACUGCCAGCGAGAGGAGGAAGAUCAUGUGCUCGGUCACUUUUCACGUCAUCGCCAUCACGUGUGUCGUCUGGUCGCUCUACGUCCUCAUUGACCGCACAGCAGAGGAGAUCAAACAAGCGGGGAGAAUACCAGGUGGACUAAAGCUGCACCCCAGCCUGACUUACGGAGCCUCUGAAAGUAGGAUACUGGAAUGGCCUUUUUGGACCAAACUGGUGGUGGUGGCCAUAGGCUUCACCGGCGGACUGGUGUUCAUGUAUGUGCAAUGCAAGGUCUACAUCCAGUUGUGGAGGAGACUCAAGGCCUACAACAGAGUAAUAUAUGUGCAGAACCGCCCAGAGACCUGUAAAAAGAACGUUUUUGAUAAGCCCUCACUUCUGGAGCCAAACUUGGAGAAUAAAGAGGCUCUCGGGCCGGCCCAGUCAGACACAAACUCUUCCCAGUACACAGAGACAGAGGACUACAGUAUGGAGAUCCUGCACGUCUGAUCGCUUAGCCCACAUAUACAAACCCCCGCACCUUUCUAGAGGGACCGGCUGGGGUGUCGCAUGCUCCGGGACGCACGGGGGAUGAUGCCACACAGCACUGGGCACGAGGACAGUCUGAGACUCGUUUUGUUGUUUAGAUGUUAUUUUCUCUUCGUUCGUUUGUCCAACCUGUUCCUGUAAGUUGUUGGCUAACCAUAAUGAAUCAGUGUGCGCUAGAUCUCGGAUCAUUCCAACUACUGCCAUCGUACUGCUGUCGUACAAGAGUUGAAAUCACCACCGUUCGAGCCGUGUAUGUGUGUGGACGUGUCUGCGCUGGUUCUGACCGAGUCGAUGCAUAGAAGCACUUUUUAUUUCCCUGUUCUGAAGAGCCCUGUUUUAAUAAUAUAUUCAUUCCCUUUCUACGUGGAUAAGACAUUGAAACAAACUUGAAGUUUUGCGAGCGAGAUCUCAUUUUAUAGAUGCAUUUGAUAUCUCCACAGACCCCUCCGAUGGAACAAAAAAAGGAAACCGAAGGAACAAUGAGGGAACAUUUACCCACUCUUAUGUAUCAUUCCACUUCUUUUAGAAAUUAUGAUGACUGAGUAAAAUUUGAAUUUAGUCAUUGUGAAAUUGACAUGACCUAGGCUUUAUUUUAUAUCAGCUGAUUACUGAAUAAUUACAAUAUUUAUCCUGUCAAGGGCUAGAUUUACUAAAGUGAGGCGCUGCGGUUCUUAGCACGUGCAAAAAUGAUACCAUACAGCGACUAGUCGCCGGCUAUGCUGCUGAUUUUUCCACUUGCUAAAGACUUGUUAGUGAAAGACUUUAGUAAAUCAGGCCUUAAAGUGUAUGUUGCGAAUGUAAAGACUUCAACUCGAGUGUAGCAUCAUGCAAGCUUUGCAAUGAAUCAGUCAUGAUUUCUGUGUGUGAAAGAUUUUUGAAUUUUACCUGCUGGAAAACGCAAGUUUUUUUCCUGUUCUUAUAUAAAAUGGAGUAUCAAAAAUCUGGCAUUACUUCUAAUUUUAAUGCACUUGGAUAACCGAAACGGCUUAAAUGAGGUUUUAGCAAUGAUGACUUGAACUAGCGAGCAGGACUAUUACCCCGUUCUGCUUGAUUGCUUAGAUUUUGAAAACAAUCAUAGCAAAUUCCCCAUGGGUGUAAUUUCAGGUUUGUAUUUAUUCAGUAUAUUGUUUAGCGUUUCAAUGGCUUUAAAUAUUGGAAAACAGCCAUGUUAGUUUUGGCCUUCAUUCUAACGUCUAUUGCUCUUUUUAGUGGACACAUGACUUUGAUUGAUGUCCCCAGCAACGAUCAUUUACAUGGGCUGUGCUUCUACUAUUGUGAAUGAAUAUUUCUCAUGCUCUGAUAUGUUCAAAAGGUACAGGAUACUUCUGCCAUCUAGAGCUACUGCACAGACAAUGCAUAUUCAGAAUUUUUUAACCUCUUCUGACUGGCUUCGUGCCAUUUGACCAAUAAAAGAUGCUCAAUGUUCAGUUUGCUAAUGGCAUAGCUUUUGUAUUCCUUAUCAAGUCUGUUUCUCUUUAUGUGCGAACAAGCAUAUUCUUCGGAUAACAUCACAUGUAUGCACUACAACAACCCCCUCAGCUCUGAGAACAUCCAAAUGAAGCCAUUUUUUCUUGUGAAGAUACGUGGAGAUACAACUGCAAUGGUUACGUGGUUUGACAGUCUACCAGCUCAGUUUAAAUUCCCACAGCCUAGACAUUUUAAGUAAACAUUUCCCGAGUUUGGUUUCUUUGAUAGCGUAUUUGUAAAACAACGGGAGCUGGCUCCUUUACUAUCUAGUGGUGGAAACACUUAAACAGAUAGACAUUUUCCAGAUUUUCUCUUUUUAGCACUGCACUGCAUCAUAUUUUGACGGAUGUGUUUUAAAGUGCAGUAGUGGUCUUGUUUGUUUCAUGGCUCGUCAUACAAGUGUUUGGUGCAUCAAACUGCAGUGCAUUACUACUGAAUUGGCUUGAACAUGGAUAACAUGACUGUUUCUUGCAUCUCCCUCUUGUACUUUUUUCUCUAGUAGUAAAUAGUUUCUCUAAGCAUUAAAAAAACAACCAAAUAAAGGAAAUGUAGAAGUUAUUUUCACCAGCCUGUGUUGUAUCAGAUGUUUGUUUUUAUAAAUGACUGUAAUAACGGGUGAUUAAAGGUCUGAAAACUGCCUGCAAUGUCGGAAAGGAUUAUUUCCCACAGGAAAGUUAAAUGAUAUUCUCAGUUGGUUGUUUGUGUGUUGUCAAGGCCUUUAAUAAACACUGUGUCAAAUAGAUAACAUCAGUGGAGUUGGUCAAGCAUUUCACGUCGUGGCUUUCUCAGUGGAUAAAUACUGGUUUUGUGAAACUGAAAAGGCUGUAAUUUACAUGUAUAGUUUUGUAUUUUAUGUAUGUUUCUCUUUUUUCCCCCUCAGUAUUACCACCUUUAUCUGGUUGAUUUUAGUUUCUUCGCUGAGAUAUGAGUGACUACAUUUGUGCUGUGUUUUUAAGGGGAGUCUGAGUGGAGCAAUAAAAGAAAUCUUAAAUUA